Varanus komodoensis (Komodo dragon) is the source of this 8418-nucleotide messenger RNA. RefSeq names its product microtubule associated protein 1A (gene MAP1A). Gene Ontology annotation, cellular component: dendrite; microtubule; synapse. Gene Ontology annotation, molecular function: microtubule binding; actin binding. Gene Ontology annotation, biological process: regulation of microtubule depolymerization; axonogenesis; dendrite development. The transcript has 3 exons. NCBI's taxonomy places the organism in Eukaryota, Metazoa, Chordata, Lepidosauria, Squamata, Varanidae. The record is from RefSeq and is a predicted model, not a curated record. Bases 1 to 8418 code for a protein of 2805 amino acids.
AUGGAUGGAGUCUCCGAAUUUGCUGAGUACGUCUCCGAGACGGUGGAUGUUCCAUCACCCUUUGAUCUCCUGGAGCCCCCAACUUCUGGGGGCUUUCUAAAGCUCUCCAAGCCCUGUUGCUACAUAUUCCCUGGAGGGAGGGGCGAUUCAGCUCUUUUUGCUGUCAAUGGUUUCAACAUCCUGGUGGAUGGAGGCUCUGAGAGGAAAUCAUGUUUCUGGAAACUGGUCCGCCACCUGGACAGGAUUGACUCAGUUCUGCUGACCCACAUUGGGGCCGACAACCUUCCAGGCAUUAAUGGGCUCCUCCAGAGAAAGAUUGCGGAGCAGGAAGAGGAGCAGUCACAGGGCUCCACCAGUUACAGUGACUGGAUGAAGAAUCUCAUCUCCCCUGAGCUUGGAGUUGUUUUCUUCAAUGUUCCUGAGAAGCUCAGAACGCCAGAGUCCUCCAUGAAGGUCAAGAGAAGCAUUGAAGAGGCAAGCCUGACACUGCAGUACCUCAGCAGGUUGGGCGUGAAGCCAGAGCCGCUCUACAGAGUUGUCAGCAAUACCAUUGAGCCCAUCACCUUGUUCCACAAAAUGGGUGUGGGGAAGUUAGACAUGUACAUCUUGAACCCCGUGAAGGAAAGCAAGGAGAUGCAGUUUCUCAUGCAGAAGUGGGCUGGGAACAGCAAAGCCAAGACAGGCAUUAUCCUAGCCAGCGGGAAAGAAGGGGAGAUUUCUGUCCCCUACUUGACAUCCAUCACAGCCUUGGUUGUGUGGCUCCCAGCUAGUCCCACAGAAAAAAUAGUACGUGUUUUGUUUCCAGGAAAUGCUCCACAAAAUAAAAUUUUGGAAGGCCUCGAGAAGCUAAAGCAUCUGGAUUUUCUGAGGUAUCCCAUAGCUACACAGAAGGAACUGGCUUCUGGAAUGUCCUCACCUGCCCUGAAGCAGAGCAGGAUUAAACAUCGGACCGACAGCAAAGAGAGUCUCAAGUCCUCCGCCAAGCCGCCUGUGACCAAGGCAGCUGCUGAGGAAACAAAAGCCGAGACGCUAAAAGAGGCAAAAACUGAGAAAAAGGUAAAAGAACCCUCUGAAAAGCUCCCUGAGAAGCCUGCUAAAACAGAAAAGCUGAAAAUGGAUUCUAGUGACACCCUUAAAGCGGAGAAAAGAAAACUUGCCAAAGACAAAGUUGGCAAGAAACAUCUCAAGGAGAAAGUUUCCAAACUGGAGGAGAAGAGAGACAAAGAGAAGAAAGACAGUAAGAAAGAAAGGAAGGAAUUUAAGAAGGAUGAUGGAAAGAAAGAAGAGAAAAAAAAGGAAGCCAAACCAGAGUUGAAAAAAAUGUCCAAGUCCGACUUAAAGCCUUUCACUCCUGAAGUGAGGAAGACCUUAUAUAAGGCAAAGGUUCCUGGCAGAGUAAAAACUGAGAAAUUCUGCAACAAAGCCGAGAAGGACAUUCCUGCAGAACAAAAGCCAGUACUUGUGUCAACAAAACCUUGCCCACCUCAGGAACCAGGAGACCUGGUUGAGCAGCUUGUUUUGUCAUCGCCAGAAGACUUGACCAAGGACUUUGAGGAACUGCGGUCUGAAGAGCCAGCGAAGCCUCAGGGUGUGCUCACUACAGUCAAGAGAGAAGCUGACUUCAAGCAGUCAAGAGAACAAGGCCCUUGUGAAGUGGCUACUCAGAAGGAUGGCCUGAGGGCAGAAGAAAUCAGCCCCCAGAUGCCUCCUUCCCUAGCUGCACCAGAAGAGGAAAUAACCUCACCUAGAAGAGGAGCCGAAGAAGCAAGGAAAACGCCUGGGAGCCCUGACAAGGGAGCAGCCCUGGAGGAACCUCUUGAGAGAAGAGAAUGUGAUGAGAACUUUGCAAAAAGGGUAACAGCAGGAGAGGAGCGAGAUCAGAUGCUGGCACCCAGUGAUUCCCCAGGCCAGUUACCUCAGGAGGAAGAAGAAAUUACUGCGUCCAAGUGGAAGACUGCAGAGGCAAGAGAAGAUAGACAAACUCAGCAGGGGGAGGAUGUGAUAGAGAAGGCAGAGCUGGAAGGGGCCGAAGAGCACUGUGAGAAGGAAAAAGAUGAAGAGGUGGCGAGGAGAGAUUUUGCUCAGCAAGAAGGCCCAACCUUGCCCUCUGAGGAACAAAGGAAAGUGCUGAAGGAUGAACGGGCAAACCGAAGUAAAGUACCCGGAAGGCCAGCAAUGAUGGAGGAGGAGGAGGAAUCCUGUCUCGGCACUGCUCCUGUCCCACCAGGAGAACAUGUUUCCUACAUCCAGGAUGAAACCAUCCCUGGCUACUCAGAGACGGAGCAGACCAUCUCUGAUGAGGAGAUUCAUGAUGAGCAGGAGGAGCGGGUGCUGCAUCUCAAGCCGGACGUUGGCUCCUUUGAAGUUGCUGUCCCAAUCCAGAGAGGCUCCUUUGAAGCCAUCCACGGCUUGGCAGCUACUGCCACUGAAGCUGCCAAAGCCUUUGCUGGCCAAGAACCUGAAAUCCUCACCUAUCCCACAAACAUUGUGGCUGCCCCCUUGGCAGAGGAGGAGCACAUCUCCUCGGCCACGUCCAUCACAGAGUGCGACAAGCUCUCUUCCUUCGCCACAUCCGUUGCAGAAGACCAGUCCAUUGCCUCGAUAACAGCUCCACAGACAGAGGAGACCGGAAAAAGCUCUUUGCUGCUGGAUACUGUCAAUAGCAUACCUUCCUCUCGAACUGAGGCCACCCAAGGCCUGGACUACAUUCCCUCAGCUGGCACCAUCUCUCCCACAUCUUCACUAGAGGAGGACAAGGGCUUUAAGUCGCCACCUCCAGAAGACUUCCAUACACAAUCUGAAAGUGAGAGAAAAUUGGAAGCCAGCAAAAGGGGAUUGCAACAGGAGGAGGAGGAGGAGGAGGUGGAGGAGGAGGAGGAGACCCCCAACGUUGAGAGGCCUUGGAGAGCCGAGGGACAGUAUGAUGCCCCAGUGUUUUCUCAGCAAACCCCGCUCAGAGGUGGCUUAACUGAAGGGACCUUGGAAGGUGCUCAGGAAGACGUGUUGCUGCUGGACCAAGGAGGGGCCCCGUUACUACAAGUAGAGGCAGGCACUGUGGAGUCGGAGGAGCGAUGCCUGAGCCCUGAUGACAGCACAGUCAAGAUGGCAUCCCCCACUCAGUCAGGCCCCACCAGUGCUGGACACACACCAUUUCACCAGUCUCCCGUGGAGGAGAAGUUGGACACAGUAGAGACAGAACUGUUUGAAAAGGCAGCAGAAGCUCCCACAAAGUGGGAUGAAGGGGACCGCACUGGCAGCACUUUGGAAGGCGAGGGCAUUCCUGCCAAGCAACAGGCCUCGGCUCUUCUUCAGGACAAGCCUGGCUCAGGCAGCACUUCCUCCCAGCUAGCUGAGUUGAUACACUCCCAGACUGGCCAUCGGACUCUGCCCCUUGAAAAAGAGGAGCUGGCAAUAAGCUUCUACCACAAGCAAGAAACCUUUGACAUCUCUGAUCUGUAUCCUCCCACCAAAGAUGCACCUCUGGAGCCCAGAGAGAGCUCUCUGUCUAAGGGAGCCAACACCAACGAGGAAGUAUCUCCCAAAAGUGUACAGUGCUGUGGGGACGAGCUGUUGACUCCUGCAGAAAUCCCUCCUCCAAAUGGGUGGGAGGAAUUUGCAGACAGACCUGAAAAUGAACAUCCUUUGCAGACAUCCAUGAAAAAUAUUACAGAGGAAGGAAAACCAUUCCCUUUUACUGAAGAAAUCCCUGUGGAGGCAAAAUCUUCAUCUGAUUCCAUCCAAGAGGUAUCACAAGAAGAUGGGACAUCAUGGCAUUUCACAGACUACAACUUGGAUCAAGCAAAGUCUUUGAUCAAACAUGUUUCUCCAGAAAGUAGCAAAACUUAUGUGAGCCUUGGUGAAGAAGCCCCUUCACACUUGUUCACAGAACAGAUUUCUCAAGAAGACACUGAACAUCUAUUUACAGAAAAGUUCCCUGCUAAAAUGCCCUCACCAGACACAUUCACCAAAGAAUUCUCUCCUGAAGUGAGACACCAAACUGAUACAGAGCAGAGCUUAGCUAAAGGUGAAGAAUCAAAAGCUUCUGUCCAAGAGGACGUCCCCAAUUCCCUUUCCUUCCCUGUGCAAAGACCCUUUCAAGACAGCCACGCCACGCCUUCUGCAGAUCCUUUUCUAGAAAAUGCCGUGUCCUUUUCCCCAAGUGAAGAAAAGCCUAUCAAAGACAUGUCUCCAAGACACUCCUCCAGAGAAAUCUCUCCAGAGGUGAUGUCCUCAAGCUUCACAGAAGCAAGCCCAACUCUAGACAGGGAAACCUUGGCAGUUUCUUCUGGAGAGAUGAUGGGGCCUUGUUCAUUCCUGGAAGAAAGCCAAGACACAGAAGAUGAGCAGUCUCCAGAAAUGGAGGACUUUUAUCUGAAAGAUGCAAACCACGAGAAGAAAGUGUGGUUUCCAGAGGAGAUGAAGGACGGGCAAGGCGAAGAACAGCGGCCAAAGUAUGAGAAAGAAAGGGGGGAAUGCACCUUUUUGGAUGAUGACUUUGGGAGAGAUGAAAUCAAGACUCCACUUUCUGCAGUCGAAGAGGGAGGGAUUCCCUACUCUGUGGAGCACGAACUGGCAGAGAAAGACAUUUGGGAAGAAAUGAUCACUCGGAAGCAAGAAACUUCUCCCAAGAAUGGCUUUCCACAUAUGGGCGAUGAGCCCGUAGCUCAGCAGAUGACAGAGGAGCCUUCUGCUCAACUGGAGACAAAUGCUAAGCAAAGUGUGCUUGACGCAAAGGAAUCUGAAACACCUGACUUUGUGAUUCUGCCCUCCCCGGGGCAUGAGAGUGAGCCAACGUCCAGCCUGCAAUGGGCCACUCUAUCGCACCCACAGCGGGCCUUGGUGUCCACUGUGAUGGACAGCAGGGAAGAAGUUCCACAGCAGAUUGCCACCGAGCGAUGCUCUGACGCCAUGGGUGGAGCGGUGGGCGCCUCUCCACCACCUCCUGCUUUGGAAGUGGAGCAAGCAGAGCAGGCGAAGCCUUCUGCAGCGGACCAGAGCAUGGACAAAUUCCCUCCAGGAAUUGUAGAGAAGGGGUCAGAGGCUGAUGUUCUGCACAAAGGACAGGUGGACCACAAAGAGAGGCCAGAUAGGAAGCAAGAUACUGAGGAGAGCUCUUAUGAUCGCUUUGGGGAAAGUCACGCACAGAAGAUGGUGAGUGCAGCUCCUCUGAGCACAGCUGGAGAGCCAGAGGAAAAGCCACAGUCCCCUCCAUGGCAAGACCUCGGAGGAAGCAGAGCCUCUGCGAGCUCUUCACAGGGCACGAUCCCUCUGGGGCCUCUGGAGUGGCGCCUGCAGCCCAGCACUAUGGGCCCAUCCCAUCCUUUUGAGCUUUGCGAAUCCAUGGAGGAUGCCGAGGAGAGAAGGAAGGGGGAGAGAGAGCCAACCCCCUUUCCUCAUGAGAAGACGUUUCAGUAUGCAGACGUCUGUGGGGAGGACGUGACAGCUGGCAUCGGCUACUUCGGCAAGGAUGCCAUGCUCAAGGAAGGGAAAGCACCCAGGUCCCAGAAAGGCCCUCUGUACCCGAUCUCCUCCAAGGAAGAGGAGUCGUGCCGAUACACCUCUACUGAGAAAGAGCUCUCAUCUCCUGCCUCCCCCAAAGAUAGGGCAGAGGCCUUUUUUCAGUAUGCAGAAGAUCAUGAGCAUGGCCAUCCCGCCACAGAGAAGCGCAGCGACCCCUGUGGCUUGAUCUCCGGGUACAUGCGGCAUGAGGACAACCUUGCAAGCUCACCAGGCUUUCUUCCAGAAUGUCUGCUGAGCCCUCAGCCUGCAUCCCCUCUGGGAGACAAAGGUUCCUCCUGUCCCACCAAUGAUACCUUAAAGCAGGAAGAAACGGCUGUCUGUAGGGGAGAUGUGCCUGAGUCAGGUGCAAAUGUCAGCCCAGAGCCGAGGUCUCCUUUUGCAAAGCACUUCCAGUCCAAGGACGUUCAUCAUGAGAAAGCCAGAAAAGGAGAAGAGAGCGCCAGUGACUCAGAGUUGGAGAAAGGGGCCAAAGAAGAGUCAGAAAAAGAGUUUCAGUAUCCAGGGCUUUCCUCAGCUCUGAAGCCCUCCAGCGUGAAGGAGCCUUAUGUAGACAUUUCCGGACAGGAGAAGGACUGUGUUGCAGCACCGUGGCAAGAAGCCCACAGUGCGUCGUUGAGAGAAGAAACUCCAGCAGAGAGCGCAGCCCUGAAGGAGGAAGACGUCACCUCUGGCAGCCUCAUGGAUUCAGGUAGACGAAGUCCGGCCCCAGUCUCGACUGCAGCUGUCUCUGCAGACACUGCAGCAGGCCUGUGCACCAAGGAGGAAGAGGAGGCCUUGCGUGGAAAAGAAGCCAGAGAUGCUGACGCGAAAAGGACCUGCUUCCCCACAGCCAUUAAAGAGAAGGAGCAUCCAAAGGGCUCCGCUAUUCUGCCCAAAGGCCUGGACUGCUGCUCUUCUGGCUUUGAACUCUCUUCGCUAGGAAAGCACGAGCCGUCCAUUCUGCUCAGACAUGAAGCCCAUUCCUCAUCCCAGCUGUGGGACAGAGCUCACCCUCCAACCAUACCUGCUCAUAGCUCCUCGGAAAAGAGGGAUGCGUGUUUGGAAGUGUCGAGAAAGGUCCCACCGCCAGAUCCGAAUGAAAGAGAGAUCCGUGGGGCUCCCCCGGAGGAAAAGCCAGGCAGGGCAUCAUUGCCCCCUCCUGCAGAGGCUGAGAAAACGUCCCCGGAGGCUUCCCCUCUAGCGAGUCAGGCCUCAAGGGAGAGCGCCUCUCCCAGCGUCCUGCCAGGAGCAGCUGCCCUGGAGCUGGAGCCCUGGCGCCUGCAGGGUGUCUCUGCAUUGCUUCCGGAAGGUUCCACACAGGCAUUGGCCAGGGAACCGGGCAAGGUUGCCUCUCCCAGCACAGCGAGUGGGAGCCCCCCGCACACACCGUCCACGACCCCCCAGCCCCUGGGAUGGGGGUGCACAGUGAGCUGCGCGGUGUCACAGCUGCCGAGCCCUGGAAUGUGGCCAGCAGACGCAUCCCUCCCAGGCAUCCCGGCACCUUCUCCCUGGCAUCAGCAGGCCUUUGCCACCGCCAAUGGCCCCACAGAGGUGAACACUGGCCAGCCUGCUUUCCAGGGUGUGCUGCACAGCACAGAGGAAGCAAGGGGGAGGACUGACGAGGAGGAGAGCUGCAAAAGGCGAAGCCCCCCCUCUUCCCUCCUAACUCCCCCACCCUUUUCCCCAGACACUCAGCAGGGCAGCCAAGCAGAGGACCGCGGGGAUGUCUCCCUUGCGUUGGACUCGUGCUUGGGAGCUACCUCAGAAUAUGGGCAGAAGUUCUCCUCUGAGUAUAAACAGAGGAGGGGUGAAUUAUCCCCUUCGUUCAUCAACCCAAGUCCUCACGAUUCAUCGGCAGAAGACAGUGAAUUCUCACAGGCCGAAGAUCAUCCUUCAGUGAAGGGGAAGCCUCAUUCUGUUCCCGCUGGCCACAGACAAGCCCCCACCAUGGUGGAAGAAACGCCUCCCACCUCGGCAAGCGACUCUGGAACCUCUCAGUCGGACUCGGACGUUCCUCCAGAGACAGAGGAUUGCCCCUCCAUCACAGCGGAUGCCGCCAUGGACUCGGAUGAAGACGCCGAUUUCCUCCCAGUGGACAAGGCUGUGGGCAGCUCACACCACAGCAGCAGCAGCAGCAGCAGCACGAGGCCUGGCCACGACCCACAGCCCGCUUCCCAGGUGGACCCCCAUCCCCACCCUCCACACCCAGACGUCUGCAUGACGGACCCUGAGAUGCUGCUGAAUGAGCAGAACAUGACUAGGCCAGAAAAGCUGACCAAGAAGGACCUGAAGGAGAAAACCAAAGGCGUGAGGAAGUCACAGGGCAAGCCGAAGGCCCUUUCCCCGGCUCGGAAGCCAGAGAAAUGGUCACCCAGCCCCAUGAAGCCACUAUCAGACCGGUCUGCGAAGCCGUCCUUGGCAAGGAAAGAGAGACUGCCCAAGCCCCACGUGGAAGAGAAGGAUGAGGGCUCCCGAGGUGGCCAUGCCAACCCAGCCAAGGGCCUCACCAGUGGCCCCAAAGCAAGUUCAGCUUCCGGCAACCCCAAAAGCAGCUCCUCGGGGCCUGUGGGGCUCCCCAUCUACGUGGACCUGGCCUACGUCCCCAACCACUGCAGCGGGAAGAACACAGACCAGGAGUUCUUUAAGAGGGUGCGAGCAUCGUACUACGUCGUGAGCGGGAACGACCCCAGCAGUGGGGAGCCCAGCCGGGUUGUUCUGGACGCCUUGCUGGAGGGAAAGGCCCAGUGGGGGGAGAACCUGCAGGUAACGCUGAUCCCGACGCACGACACGGAGGUGACCCGGGAGUGGUACCAGCAGACCCAUGAGAAGCAGCAGGAACUGAGCAUCAUGGUCCUGGCCAGCAGCAGCACUGUGGUGAUGCAGGACGAGUCCUUCCCCGCCUGCAAGAUUGAAUUCUGA